AGGACAGGCCUGAGAACAGCUAACUCUGACACACAUCUCUGAGCUCGUCUAGGGAAGCUUUCUGUCAGCUCGAAGCAGUGAUGGACUUCCUUGCUGGCUGUUUAGGAGGAGCUGCCGGUGUUCUCGUCGGACAUCCCUUCGACACAGUGAAGGUUCGACUGCAGGUCCAGAGUGUGGAUAAACCUCUUUACCGAGGAACCUUUCACUGUUUCCAAUCCAUCAUCCGGCAAGAGUCCAUGUCUGGCCUUUAUAAAGGCAUUGGUUCGCCCAUGAUGGGUCUGACCUUCAUCAACGCCAUCGUGUUCGGCGUGCAGGGCAACACCAUGCGCAGGCUGGGCGAAGACACGCCGUUGAACCAGUUCCUCGCCGGAGCGGCGGCCGGCACCAUCCAGUGCGUGAUCUGCUGCCCGAUGGAGCUGGCCAAAACCCGAAUGCAGAUGCAAGGGACGGGCGAGAAGAAGUCCUCCUCACGGAAAGUGUAUAAGAACUCGUUGGAUUGCCUUGCUCGCAUCUACCAGCGCGAGGGAAUACGCGGCGUCAACAGGGGAAUGGUCACGACUCUAAUCCGGGAGACGCCAGGAUUCGGCGUUUACUUCCUAGCAUACGAUCUCCUGACGCGCUCGCUCGGUUGCGAACCGGAGGAUCCGUACAUGAUUCCCAAACUCCUGUUCGCUGGCGGGAUGUCGGGAAUCGCGUCUUGGCUUUCCACGUAUCCCGUGGAUGUGAUCAAAUCCCGGCUCCAGGCCGACGGCGUCGGGGGAAAGUACCAGUACAGCAGCAUCAUGGACUGCACGAGGAAGAGCAUCCAGCGCGAAGGCUGGCGAGUUUUUACUCGUGGACUUACUUCCACUCUCCUCCGGGCCUUCCCGGUCAACGCUGCAACGUUCGCCACGGUCACCCUCUUCCUUCUGUACGUACGCUCGGACGAAGCUCCUAAAGAUUGCGAGACGGCUCCUCGUCACGCGCCGAUACAAACGCAGCCGUCCAGUCUGUGAGUAACUUUCUCCAGUCACUCGUCUUUGACUUAGUUUUGAAGUAGAGCACUUCUUGAAUCAUGGCUGUUACUAAUCAAAC
Molecule: messenger RNA, 1074 nt
Organism: Rhinichthys klamathensis goyatoka
Lineage: Eukaryota; Metazoa; Chordata; Actinopteri; Cypriniformes; Leuciscidae
Product: solute carrier family 25 member 29
Exons: 4
Coding region: 81-995 (304 amino acids)
Biological process (GO): mitochondrial L-ornithine transmembrane transport
Cellular component (GO): mitochondrion
Molecular function (GO): high-affinity L-arginine transmembrane transporter activity
Source: RefSeq, a predicted model, not a curated record